GUUCUUAUAAUAUCAAUGGCAUUGCCUCUAUUUCCGGCAGUCGCUCUUUUGCCAGAGACAGGCGCUGUGCGGGCGUUGGUAUAUAUAUGAAGUUGAUGAUGUUUUAUGGGGAGUUGUUAUGAACGAGGCUGACAAAUUGUAGCAUCUGGGACAGAACUGUACCCCACGGACGAGGCUGCGGAAAAACGUAAACACGACACACAUAGGAAAGAUCGAGCGCACGGACGGAAUCUGCACAAUCCCGUCAUCGGCGAUAUUUCGUGCAAUCAUGAGUCAAUAUGUGAGAAAGUUGCAUGCAAUUGGAUUUACCCGCAGGAGUCAGAAGAUCGUGAUUGAGUGAAUAUAAACACCUCUUAAUCCUCUAAUUCCCCCGCAUUCGUGGCCUCAUUUUUUUACACCUUUGCUAAACCAAAGAUUCCCUCAUCCUUGGCCGCAGAACUUUUAGGAAAUCCCCCCACUAUCUCCAAAAUCCACCCCGCAUUCUUAUAUUUAUAUAUCAACAACACCUCCUCUCUUCUCUUCCCAAAACACACACCCCCCCCCAACACCAACUCACCAAACAACCAACCACCCACCAUGCCCGCCCGCUCCGAAAUCUCCUACUUCGGCGCCGGCCCCGCCGGCCUGCCCACCUCCGUCCUCGAAACCGCCGCCGCCUCCCUCGUGAACCACAACGACACCGGGCUCGGUCUGGCCGAGCACUCUCACCGCUCCGCGCUGGCCUCCGGCAUCCUCGAGGACACCAAGGCCCAUCUAUCAUCCUACCUCGACAUCCCCUCCGACUACGACAUCCUCUUCAUGCAAGGCGGCGGCAGCGGCGAGUUCUCCGCCACGCUCUACAACUUCAUCGGUUUCUGGGUCGAAGCGCGCCGCCUCUCCAUCGCAUCCGCGCUCGGCACAGACGACGAGGCAGCCGUGACAGCCGCGCUCAAGAAAGCCGUCGACGAGGAGCUCAAAGUCGAUUACCUCGUCACAGGCUCCUGGUCUCUCAAAGCCUCUCAGGAAGCCGCGCGCCUCCUGGGCUCUGAACACGUCAACAUCGCUGCCGACUCCCGCGUCGCUAAUAACGGCAAGUUCGGCGGCAUCCCCGAGGAGUCCACUUGGGCCCUCUCGAAGGCUCCAGCAUUCACGUAUUUCUGCGAUAACGAGACGGUGGAUGGUGUUGAGUUCCCCGCCUUCCCCGCCGCUAUCGACGAUGGCCGCAUCGUCGUGGCAGAUAUGUCAUCCAACAUCCUCUCCCGCCGCAUCCCCGUCUCCAAAUACGCCGCAAUCUUCUUCGGCGCGCAGAAGAACCUCGGUACGGCUGGUAUCACCGUUGUCGUGAUCCGGAAGAGCCUUUUGCCGCCAUCCCUCGCGACGCCGUCCGCGAAGUUGAUGCGUCAGCUGGGUCUGCCGAUGCCGCCGAUUAUUCUGGAUUAUGCGACGAUUGCGAAGAAUAAGUCGCUGUACAACACUCUUUCGGUGUUUGAUGUGUAUAUCGCGGAUUUGGUCCUGCAGUCGCUGCUGGCUACGUACCCGAAUAAGGUUGAUGGACAGCAGGCCGUCGCGGAGCAGAAGGCUAAGGCUAUCUACUCCGCUCUCGAGGCACACCCACAAGUCUACGAGAUCGUCCCCCACACCUCAGCCCGCUCCCGCAUGAACAUCUGCUUCCGCAUCCUCGCCCCCAAAGCCGAAGCUGAUUUCCUCGCCGGCGCCACCGCGCUCGGUCUUCAGGGUCUCAAGGGCCACCGCAGCGUCGGGGGUAUCAGGGCUAGCAACUAUAACAGCGUGUCUGUCGCUUCGGCGGAGAAGUUGGCUGCGUAUUUGGGGGCUUUUGCUACGGGUGCGUAGAUGUGUGUGUGUUGUGUUAAGUAGGGUUGGAAUUGGGAUUGGCGUUUUUUUUGUAGUUUUUUUGGGAGAGCGGUUUCAACAUGGGUGGGUGGAUGGAUCCUUCACGACCAUCUGGGGGGGAUCGGGGGGAAAGUUUGAUGAUUAGGGUCUACGCUGAGAGUUGCAGCACCAAUUUCAAGAAGAGGUAGAGUGGUGGAAGAUGGGAGCUCUGGUCAGGUAGACGGAGGGACAGAUUAAAGUACACAAAACAAAAGCAAAGUCUUCGAAGUUCAAA
This is a messenger RNA of Pseudogymnoascus verrucosus, 2104 nucleotides long. RefSeq names its product phosphoserine transaminase (gene SER1). Gene Ontology annotation, cellular component: cytoplasm. The transcript is spliced from 2 exons. Gene Ontology annotation, molecular function: pyridoxal phosphate binding; O-phospho-L-serine:2-oxoglutarate transaminase activity. Lineage: Eukaryota; Fungi; Ascomycota; Leotiomycetes; Thelebolales; Thelebolaceae. Bases 577 to 1830 code for a protein of 417 amino acids. Gene Ontology annotation, biological process: L-serine biosynthetic process. The record is from RefSeq and is a predicted model, not a curated record.